Molecule: messenger RNA, 1715 nt
Organism: Trichomycterus rosablanca
Lineage: Eukaryota; Metazoa; Chordata; Actinopteri; Siluriformes; Trichomycteridae
Exons: 2
Coding region: 254-1468 (404 amino acids)
Source: RefSeq, a predicted model, not a curated record
GAACUGGGAUUCGAACCCUCAACCUUUGGGUUAUAGCCCGAAGCUCCUCCCACUAGGCCACCACUGUCCCACUCUACACUAGAGGUUAAUGAUGCUGAGAGCAGCAGUGAUGAUGAUCAGCACCACUCUCAGCUACAUGCACACAUUGUGACAUCAUCAUGAUGACAUCACCACACUCCACACCUCUGGUAUAAGUUGCUGCGUUUCAUGUGUUUGUGCUCAUUUGAUCUGAGACGCCGAGACAGUAAGCAGCAUGAACAUGUUCUCCUGUUGGACUCUUCCAUCUGACCAAGACGAGCCGCACAGGCGGGUAAACCAACCGGAGAAGAAGGUAAAGAAGAGAAAAUGGUGGCAGAGACGCCAGAAGGUAGAGAUGCAGGACGGGGAGGGUGAGAAGGGAAACGGGGUAAAGGGUGAAGAGAUGGGGCAAGGAGUGGAGCAGAAGGUUUUAGAGGACCAGGUAGACCAAACACCAAAGAUGGAGAAGCAGGUGGUUCUGGGAAAAAACAAACCUGAGAAGAAAGUAAAGAAGAGAAAAUGGUGGCAGAGACGCCAGAAGGUGGAGAUGCAGGACGUGGAAGGUGAGAAGGGAAACGGGGUAAAGGGUGAAGAGAUGAAGCAAGGAGUGGGGCAGAAGGUUUUAGAGGACCAGGCAGACCAAACACCAAAGAUGGAGAAGCAGGUGGUUCUGGGAAAAAACAAACCUGAGAAGGUAGAGAUACAGGUGGCCCCACGGGACCUGGUGGAAGAACCAGAGCAGGUCAUUGUAAAGGACCAGAGGAGGAAACCAGUAAACAAGGUGGUUCUGGUUUGUGAGAUUGAGAUGAAGAAGUUAGAGCAGGUGGACCCAGUGGAGCAGGUGGACCCAGUGGAAAAACCAGACCAGGUCAUGAAUAAGGUAGAGAGGCGGAUGGCCCCGCUGAACCUGGUUGAAGAAACAGAGCAGGUCAUCCUGAAGAACCAGUGGAUGGGACAUGUAAAAAAUAAGAUACAUUGCAUAGAGAAUGAGAUAAAGAAGGAGGAGAGGCAGGUGGUCCAGCUAAACCUGGUGGAAGAACCAGAGCUGGUCAUCCUAAAGGAGCAGGGGAAGGGACAGGUAAAAAAUAGGGUUAGUUUUAUAGAGAAUAAGCUAAAGAAGGAGGAGAGGCAGGUGGACCCAGUGAAUAAAACAGACCAGUUCGUGAAGAAGGAGGAGAGGCAGGUGGCCCCGCUGAACCUGGUGGAAGAACCAGACCAGGACAUGAAGAAGGAUCCAGCAGCUUUGGAGCAGCAAAUAUGGAAACUGAAAGAGCAGAACCUGGAUCGAGGAAGCACUGAAGAUCCACUGAAGAACGUCUCCGAGGUGUCUUCAAACAAACCAGACCCCCAGCAGCUGCAGGACGACGUUCUUGUUCCCAUCGUCGAAGCCCAACCUGAAGAGUCCGGGGCUCUGAUGGAGACCGCGUGUGAAGAUGAAGGUCUGGUUUAGAUUCAGAAAUACACGUUUGAGCUCCUUGGUUUUUCUUAAUGCCAAUCUUUGCUAAAUACUUUCAAAUACUGUCACCUGGAUGCUGCUUUUUCUUUUUGUUUUGCACAUUUUCAUUUAUAUUUUAUUGUGAUGCUUUGUUGAUGUUGUGUUUUACUCUAGAUGCAAAUUUACAAAUAAUAUACACAAUCAGACCUUUUUGUCUAAUCGAGAUGGGUCUUUGUUUUUGUAAUUUAUUGUUGUAGCACUC